Molecule: messenger RNA, 1573 nt
Organism: Perkinsus marinus ATCC 50983
Lineage: Eukaryota; Perkinsozoa; Perkinsida; Perkinsidae
Exons: 12
Coding region: 1-1515 (504 amino acids)
Cellular component (GO): mitochondrion; oxoglutarate dehydrogenase complex
Molecular function (GO): flavin adenine dinucleotide binding; dihydrolipoyl dehydrogenase (NADH) activity
Source: RefSeq, a predicted model, not a curated record
AUGGUCGGCUCGCCCUUCUUUGGGCUCAACUCUCUGCGGGGCCUCAGCAGUGCUCGACUCUUCUCCACGGCCUCUCAUGCUUUCGAUGUUGCCGUCAUAGGAGGGGGCCCCGGUGGGUAUGUCAGCGCCAUCAAGGCAGCCCAACUUGGUUUGAAGACCGCUAUCGUCGAGAAGAGGUCCGCGCUGGGGGGUACCUGCCUGAACAUAGGCUGUAUUCCCUCGAAGUGUCUCCUCCAUUCAUCUCAUGAAUACUCCGCUCUGAAAAGCGGCAGCACUUUGAAGAAAAUUGGAGUGAAAAUUGAUUCGUCAUCGGCUGCUGCUGACUUGACUGCCAUGCAUCGACACCGGACCCGAACAGUCCAAAUGCUCACUAAAGGCGUCAAGGGUCUCAUGGACAAGAAUGGGGUUACACAAUUCCACGGCCUCGGACGCUUUACGAAUGCCAACACUUUGGAGGUCGACAUUACCGAUGGAGCUAGCGAGUCUAUUGAGGCAAAGCACUACGUGGUAGCUACGGGUUCCGACUCCUCCUCGCUACCUUUCCUCAAGAUUGACGGUGAUGUCAUUGUGACAAGCACUGAAGCCUUGGAGUUCCCAGAGGUACCUGAGUCAAUGGCGGUGAUCGGUGGUGGAGUGAUCGGCCUCGAGCUGGGCUCAGUAUGGGCCCGAUUGGGCACUAAAGUCACCGUUGUUGAGUACAUGCCGCAUAUCCUCCCAACAGCCGAUCUGGACGUAUCCCAAGCUCUACAGAAGUCUCUACAAAGGCAUGAGAAAAUGAAUUUUCACGUCGCCACGGGGGUGACAUCGGCCGAGGUGAAGAAUGGUCGUGCUGAACUCACUCUGAAGGGAGCUGACGGCACCGACAAGGGCACGCUAGAGGUCCAGAAGGUUUUAGUAGCGGUUGGACGGCGCCCUUACACCGAAGGGCUCGGGUUGGAUCGCGCCGGAGUCAUCACGGACGCUCGAACGGGCAUGAUCGAAGUCGAUGAGAGUCUACGGACGAACGUGCCAAAUAUCUGGGCAAUUGGUGACGUUGUACGAGGGCCCAUGCUGGCACACAAGGCAGAAGAUGAAGGCUUUGCAGUUGCUGAGAGAAUCAAUGCUGAGUUAAAAAAAGGCAAAGACUCGAGCCACAUCAAUUACGACAGCAUACCAUCGGUGGUUUACACUCAUCCCGAAAUCGCUUGGGUCGGCAAGACUGAGGCCGAUUGCAAGAAGGCGGGAAUCGAUUGCAAAGUUGGAGUAUUUCCCUUCGCUGCAUCUGGUCGAGCAAAAUGCGUCGACUCGACUGAAGGCUUCGUUAAAGUGAUAUCACAGAAGGAAGAUGACAAGCUCUUAGGGGCCUGUAUCGUGCAAGCUUCGGCAGGUGAGCUCAUCCAUCCUUUUGUCCUGGCGAUCAACUAUGGUGCAUCGAGUGAGGAUGUGGCCCGUACAUGCUUUGCACACCCGACCUUAUCGGAGGCGGUUCGCGAGGCAUCGAUGAUCACUGCCUUCGGGAAGGCGAUUCACGUUUGAGCAUUCGAGUAACUUUGCUUUUUAUGUUUCGCUCUAUUAUUGAUAUAGCGGCGUUACC